AGUCCCGUCACCGCCUCCGUUUGUUUUAAGCCGAAACCCUUCCUUCAUUUCUCGCUUGGGCGCCCGAUCGCCUGGAGAACGAAGGAUUCUUUGAGGGUGUAAAGGAUUUUCUUUUUUUGUUUUUCCUUCCUGAAGGACGAAUCUGUUGAUUCGACGAACCGUUUUGGUUUCGAUGUUUUAAGCGUGGAGUUUGAAGCUAUCAUCAGGUGUAAAGGGGAAGAAUCUGAAGCCAUUUUCAGGUUUAUCCUCAUUUGGGAAUCAUUAGGAAAAGAAGGAAAAACAAUGAAGCUGACGGCUGUAUUGGCAAGAAUACGACCGUAGGGUAUUCUGGAUAUUCUACAAUGAAGGAAGAAGUGAAUACAUAGCCUGUCUUGUUGCAAGGAGAUAGAUUAGGCUAAGAUUGAUGGUACCUUCAUGGAAGAUAGAUGGAUGAUAGCUGGUGUUGACUGUUCAAGGAUGCAAUUCUGUUGAAAUAGGCUCUCUUUUGUUGUCGUGUCAUUAAAAAAGAAUGCCAGAGGUGGUGAGUGAAGGGAUGGCUCAAACUUCAUCUGGGAAUGCUGUUAGUGGGUUCUGGAUUUGGAGACCUGCUUAUCCGACAGGUUUAAGAAGAUCCAGAUUAAGCCAUCUCCAGAAUUUUGUGACCCCAUCUGAUAACAAGGAAAAUAUUCCUCCAACAAGUGCAAGGCGCUCAGUUAGGCAAAGGAAGAGUCCGCUGCCAUAUUGGUAUCCUCGAACUCCUCUCCGGGAUAUCACAGUUGUUGUCAAUGCUUUGGAGAGAAGACGGCUGCGUGCUAGAGCAACUAAUGUUCAGCAGAGGAACUCCAAUCUUGAGGAAUUGUCUAUGGGUAGCCCAGUAGUUGAUGAUGAGUUGAAUGCUUAUGAACAUACCCCUAUUAGUCAAAUUCUCCCUUCGGGUGGUUCUAAUACCUCUUCAAGUCCUGCAGAUACUGAUCUUAGUGAUGUUGUCUCUUCUGAAGUUUCUGAUACUUCUCCAAGUGUUGUAAAUACUCCUAUUGCUCAAGUUCUCCAUUCUGAUGUUUCUGAUACCUCUCCAAGUCAUGCAGAUAGAGGCUAUACCGUGGCUACUCCUAUUGGGCAAGCUGUGAUCACGCCAUCUUCCAACACAGCCACUACUGAGCAUGCUUUGUGCUCGGAAUCUGCAGAAGACCCAAAAACAGUGGAGUAUGAGAAGAAGCUGCAGACGAUCAUUGAGGAGUUGGAAUUAGUUGUGAAAAAGAACUUGAAGAGGACACCCUCCCGACCUGUGCAGAAGUCCACACGCAUUCUCAUGUCUAUGAGAUGAGUAUAGAACAUUUUGUUCAUGAAGGGUUAUGCCAGCAUCUCUGCUGCCUAUACCCUUUGUGAUUCUAUCGUUGCUUGGGUUUACAGGUUUAGGGCCAUGGUUAAGCCAGUAUCUCUGCUGCCUAUAUCAUAUCUGAUAUUCCGUUGCUGUCGCCCACCCCCUCUUUUCUAUACUUCUUUCGUCAAUAGUAUCACACACCUCGGUGAGAUACUAGGGUAUUGUAUAAAUCUGAAUGGUUAUGGCUUGGUGAGUGUUUUUCACCAAUGUACAUAUUGCAACAGUGCUUUUUUUUUUUUCCCAUUCUACAAAUUUGAAUCUCUUAAAGUGCACCAGUUGCAUCUUUUCUGGUGCCUGAUGAGAUUUGAUAAAGCUAGUUAAUCUUUUAGUGACUGAGGGCUAUUCCUCAUUUAGCUACUUUGAAGGAUUAUGAUCCUCUCGCAAUAAUGUAGACAUGCAUUUAAUA
Messenger RNA from Zingiber officinale, 1766 nucleotides. RefSeq lists its product as uncharacterized. Gene Ontology annotation, biological process: regulation of nuclear division; negative regulation of ubiquitin protein ligase activity. The record is from RefSeq and is a predicted model, not a curated record. Gene Ontology annotation, cellular component: nucleus. NCBI's taxonomy places the organism in Eukaryota, Viridiplantae, Streptophyta, Magnoliopsida, Zingiberales, Zingiberaceae. The transcript is spliced from 7 exons. The coding region runs from base 509 to 1303 and encodes 264 amino acids.